AUGCCGGCAAUGCAAAGGUCAAGCGAGGAGUAUUAUAUGAGUAAGAUCAGGGCACUAGAGAAGCGCUGCGAAGACCUUGAGGCUCUCAACAAGGAGAUGUUCACUUACAUCCAUCAGCUCUCUGAUGCUCAGUCCGCUGCCCAUGACCUGGGAAGGAUGAAGAAAAGGUGUCAGAAGCUUCAAGAAGAAAAGAUUCUAAGGGACUUGCAAACUUCUACAUCGUCGUCCGAUCAUUUGAAGAUGAAAGAAGAUUAUCUGAGCUGUUUCAUUCGGCAAACAUCUGUUCAGUACCUGUCUCUUCUGUCAAAGUUGGAGAUUGAAUCUGUUCCCAAACUUCUCUGCGAGACGGCCAGUGGGCUUGAUCUUCGCGGCAUCACAAGCAACGCAGUUCUCAAGAACUUCUUCGAUGACCUGGACACCUCGACGUCGCACGUGUACUUCAUGCUCUUUCACCGACUGACAGCUACCCCGAGUGUCUCCCCCAUCCACUCUUUGCAGGACAGCAGGAGUUUGUCGGAAGAGGCUCGCCCAGACACAAACACCUCCUACAAGGACGAGAUCGUCGGGAGAGUCAUACAGCAACUGAAGCUGGAGGAUAAGGUCGAUCAGAUCUGCUCGGGGAUAAGAGCUUUCUUCUCUGCUCUGCUCCGUCACAUCAGAUCCCACGAGCGGUUGCAACUGACCUAUAGCGUGCAAGCCGCCAUAACCCGAUCGCUGUCGGGAUCCAUUUCAAGACAUCUGCAAAACAUGGAGAGCAAGCUGGAGGGCUCCGUUGGAUCUGCACAAGUCCUGCGAGUCUGCAGGAGGGUUCCAAGUUUGCGGGUGGUGGUGUACGCGAUCUUGGCGCUUCAACGGAUUCAACGACUGGCGGUCAUCGCCAGCAUCAGGUUGAACAUUCUAGGGAGCAGCGAGGGGGGAAGAGAAACUCUAGUCCGAUGUCUCCUCGCCCUCAAAGAUGCUCGACAACUCUCGCCCGGCUCAGACCGAGUCGGAGGCGUGAAGGACUUGAUCGCGAGCACCUGCUGCAGAUGCCUUCCUGAAGUGACUCCCCCUGACGAAUCUGACGAGUUUUCCCUCCCCUCCUUUCUUCAGUCUGCGCCCACUUCAGCCCCAAGUUUGUUGAUACUGCGAGAUCCCAGCAGCGCUGCGAGCUGCUGGGCGCGAGCAAGGAAUCUUGACAACGCCGCAGAGAUGCUGAGGGGUGAGAGCGGGAGGUUGGAAGAUUAUCUCCAGCACUGCGACAAUUCAUGGAUGCAGGAGAACGUGGAAGGAAGGUUGCAGCAGCAGGAGGCGAUGAUAACUCUACUCCAGGAGAAGCUCCAGCGUGUUCAGGCUGAGCUCGAGGACUCAGUGCCGCGAGAGACGUACAUGAGGAUGAAGCAGAAGCAUCUUGAGCACCAUCGCCAUGUCUCUGCGAUAGAAGACGCCAUGUCGCCCUCCAGGAAGCCGAGCGCUGACGUGGAGAAGAGACUCGAGCUGCAGGCGGAGCAGCUGGCAGCAGCGCAGGAGAGCAUCCGGAAGCAGGAGGAGGAGAUCAGAAAGCUGCAGGAUCGGCUCAUUGCUAGGGGGCUGCAGACAACGACGACGUCUCGGCAUGCUCUCAGCGCAUCCGGAGGAUCGAGCAUGGGGAGUGAGCGGGGGAUGUCCAUCGAAGAGGAGCUGGCGCAUGCGGAGGAGGAGCUGGAGUCUUGCAGGAGGCAGAUAUCGCAAGUCUUGAAAGGCAAACAGAGUCGAUGA
Molecule: messenger RNA, 1737 nt
Organism: Guillardia theta CCMP2712
Lineage: Eukaryota; Cryptophyceae; Pyrenomonadales; Geminigeraceae
Exons: 7
Coding region: 1-1737 (578 amino acids)
Source: RefSeq, a predicted model, not a curated record